UGCUUCCGGAGGUUAAGCUAAGAGAGCGAGAGGCUUGUUUGGCGUUAGAGCGAGAAGGCGGAAAUCGUCUAGAUCCUGGUGCAUGGCCUUGGAGCCAGUGCUUGUACAGAGAAUGGGCCCAGAGCGGAUUUGUCCAAACGAACAUGAAGAGCUGGGGCUUCAGGAGACAUCUGACGGAACCCCUGACCCUGCUGGGGAGUGGAGCAGUGAAGAACCUGAGGAGGAGGAGGAGGAGGGCAGUAGUAAUGGCUACUUGUACCAACCGCUGAACCAAGAUCCAGACCAGGGACCAGGAGCUGUUGAAGAAACGGGGCCUAGCACAGAGCCAGCCCUUGAUAUCCACGAGCGACUUCAGGCAAUGAGACUGCACCUACCAGACCCACCUGUGGACAGUGAUGAGGAGGAGGCAUCUGCAGCUCAAACCAGUCGCACCUGCAUUCCUAUGGAUCCCGAACAUGUGGAGCUGGUGAAAAGGACUAUGGCUGGGAUCAAGCUCCCAACACUGGGUAUCCCUGCAUGGGCUAAUGAGAUUUCUGAUGACCAAUGGAAGGAUAUGGUGCAGCGAACGCUGCAAGCCAGACAGAGUGGCUCCAAGCCUGAAUGGAAGUGAAGAUCGAAGAGCCAAUAAAUUCUCCAUUCACCAAGGAAAUGGCUAAGCAAAAAGUGCUGCACUUUAAACUAACCUCCUCUGACAUGGUCAGGCAUAUAUUAUCUUUCAUCAGCACAGAUGCUCUGUGUUCAUUUUGUGAUUUGGCCUCUUUCAUUAGAUGUUUGUAAUACCUGAUCGUAGCUACUGAGCACUUGUGGUGGUAGGUGUAGCCCACACCAUCAAGGUUCUCCUCCUCUUGGUGAAAAGUCUCUUGAAGAAAUAAUCCUUCCCUGUGAAAUGGCCCCGGGCAUGUAUAUAGUAGCCCUAUUAGCCUUGCUCUCUGUCCCCACUUUCCUUGUGACACAUGGGCUUAUGAGCUAAACAUGGCCAUCAGGUGGAGUCCGUCAUGUCAUCUUUUCAAGAGAUCCAUUUUAUUUAGUUCUGUACAUUACAGGGACAUCUGUACAAAAUCCAACACUGUCAUACUAUGUAAUACUCUACUGAAAAUAAAGUACACCAUAUGUACAUAAUGAACUAUAAA
Messenger RNA from Varanus komodoensis (Komodo dragon), 1130 nucleotides. It is a transcript of the gene MEA1, whose product is annotated as male-enhanced antigen 1. Bases 83 to 610 code for a protein of 175 amino acids. Gene Ontology annotation, biological process: spermatogenesis. The record is from RefSeq and is a predicted model, not a curated record. Lineage: Eukaryota; Metazoa; Chordata; Lepidosauria; Squamata; Varanidae. The transcript is spliced from 4 exons.